Molecule: messenger RNA, 1974 nt
Organism: Brachypodium distachyon (stiff brome)
Lineage: Eukaryota; Viridiplantae; Streptophyta; Magnoliopsida; Poales; Poaceae
Product: transcription factor UNE10
Exons: 5
Coding region: 329-1687 (452 amino acids)
Cellular component (GO): nucleus
Molecular function (GO): protein dimerization activity
Source: RefSeq, a predicted model, not a curated record
CCUCUCCCCGUCGCGUCCCUCUCCCUGCCCCCCCCUUAGCUUCCUCAACCUCCAUCCAUCCAUCCAUCCCCGACGCGCUCUGCAUGGCUCCUCCACACACACCUCGACCUCCGGCACGCACCGCGCGCUGGUCACAUAAGUAUCUCCGCCUCCUACCCUUCCUUUCCUUUGCUCGCCAUACAUACACUACGUUUACCCAUGUACGUGUAACCUACUGGCUGUAUACGCCUCUGCUCUGGCACGACACGGCCAGCCAGCUGAGCUGAAGCCGGGGGUUGCGCGGGAGGAGCAUAUAACUAGCUGAGUGCCAUUAAUUGGAGCGCGCGUGAUGAACAACCAGUGCGUGCCGAGCUGGGAUCUGGAAGACACGGCCGGCCUCAACCAGCGUUCGGCAUCCGGGCCGGCGCACCAGCCACGCGGUUUGGCGGCGCCCGUGGUGGCCGUGCCGAUGCCGGAGCCGGACCAGUACGACGAGGUGGCGGAGCUGACGUGGGAGAAGGGCAACAUCUUCUGGCAGGGCCUGCUCAGCCGCCCGGCGCCCAUUAAGUACCCGCCUCCGUCGGCUGCGGCUCCGAUGCACGCCUCCCCCGGAGACCGCCGGGAACAGACGCUCGAGGCCGUGGUCGGCGAGGCGGCCGCGCGCUCCUCCUCGCACUCGCACCACCUCGCGCCUAACUGGCUCGCCGUCGGCGUGGAUCAGGUCGCCGCGGGCGUCGUGCCGUGCGCGGCGGGGGACGCCGACGAGGCGGAGGAGGACGCGCGGGUGAGGAAUGAUAACAAGCGCGCGCGGCGGCUGCAGGCGUGCGCCGCCAGCCAGGGGAGCGCCGCGGCGCCCGGCGCCGCCCGUGACAGCCCGACGCUGCUCACGAUGGAGCCCUGCGGCUUCACAGCGACCACGACCAACAACUCCACGUCGCUGGACCUGGACCACGGCUCGCCCGAGGAGACGACGGAAAACACCAGCUUCGGCGGCGGCGCCGCUAGCGACUCGCGCUACUUCAGCCGCCGGUCGCAGAGAGACGGGCUGUGCGACGAGGCGGAGACGGUCGUGAUCAAGGAGGAACCUCCCAUGAGGAUGAGGUCGUCCAUUUCCACCAAGAGGAGCCGGGCUGCUGCCAUCCAUAACGAAUCCGAGCGUAAACGAAGGGACAGGAUCAACCAGAAGAUGCAGACCCUGCAGAAGCUCGUCCCCAACUCAAGCAAGACGGACAAGGCGUCCAUGCUGGACGAGGUGAUCGAGCACCUGAAGCAGCUGCAGGCGCAGGUGCAGAUGAUGAGCCGGAUGGGCAGCAUGAUGAUGCCAAUGGGCAUGGCCAUGGCGCCGCCGCUGCAAAUGUCCGUCAUGGCCAACAUGGCCCAAAUGGCCCAGAUGGCUCAGAUGGGCCUGGGCAUGAUGAACAUGGCCGCACAGCCCGCCGCCUACCCAGGCCUCGCGUCGCCCAUGAACAUCAUGCAGCCGCCCAACCCUUUCGUCCCCAUCCAACCCUGGGACGCCGCCGGCGACCGGCAGAAGCAGCCCGCCGGAAUCGCCGCCGUGCCAGCCUACUCCGCGUUCCUCGCCUGCCAGGCGGCGGCGCAGCAGCAGCAGCAAGCGCAACCGAACGGCAUGGAGGCGUACAACAGGAUGGUCGCCAUGUACCAGAAACUCAGCCAGCAGCAGAGCCAACCAGGAAACUCCAAACAGUGAUCGUACAUCGUGUAGUACGGUCCCUACGGUCGUCGUACAGCAGCAGGGCCAACACAGGCCUUUCGAGACAAAAUCCGUCGAUACGAACGCACAUGGUACAUCGGUAUUUAAUUUUAUUAUUUUUUUGCCCUUUUUGACCUCUUCUAGUGUGUGUGUAUAAUCACACCGCUAGAUCGAUACGCUCCGUUUGUAUCAUCAACAUCAAGUAAUUGCACCAGAUUUGUACGUGAGGUCCGGUUAACCUCAUAGUAUGACUUUCUCCACGGCUGUUGUUGCUGCAGCCUGCA